Molecule: messenger RNA, 3658 nt
Organism: Paralichthys olivaceus (Japanese flounder)
Lineage: Eukaryota; Metazoa; Chordata; Actinopteri; Pleuronectiformes; Paralichthyidae
Gene: lix1l
Product: limb and CNS expressed 1 like
Biological process (GO): autophagosome maturation
Cellular component (GO): cytoplasm
Source: RefSeq, a predicted model, not a curated record
GAACAUGUGGAGGUUCUGGUGUGUAGCUGUUUUCAGUGAGUGUGGGGAAUCCCCGGGGUCAGUGAACGCCUCCUGUGUCUGGGGCAGCCUGGCAGUGAGGAUGAGGAGCUGCGGUGAAAUGUGUCGAAGACUCGGCUCGAUCUGCUCCAUGAGGCGGUGACUGACUCCAGCCCGAUCACACGCUGUCCCCCCGGCUCUCACACUCCGCGUCCGAACCCGAACCCGUCCCGCAGAUCGCCGCACACCCCCCCCGCAGCCCGGACUCCGCAGACGUUACGUGUGGACAAUGGAAUCUAACCUUCUCCCGGACAGUAUCCGCCCUCAGCGGCUGCAGCCGGGUAUCGGGUUCGGUUCGGGACCCACCGGAACCCUCCGCUCCUCGUCGCUCCGGCCCGGGGUCACGGUCCCCAUCGCGCCGCUGCUGCCCUCCCCGGCCUCCCUGGCCGCGUCCUGCGGGCCUCCCCCGCCUCCGCCUCCCCUGCAGCUCCACAGCCUGUACGGAGGCAUCGGGGCCGGGCUGGGGCCGGGGGCUGCCGGCCACUGUAACCCGGGGAACCCGGCGGUGCUGAAGGAGGCGGUGGAGGCUGUGGUCCGCAGCUUCGCCAAACACACACAGGGCUACGGCAGAGUAAACGUGGUGGAGGCUUUACAGGAGUUUUGGCAGAUGAAGCUGACCAGAGGGGCUGAUCUGCGCAACGGAGCUUUAGUUGUUUAUGAAAUGGUCCCGUCCAACAGCCCGCCAUAUGUCUGCUAUGUUAGUCUUCCAGGAGGCAGCUGCUUCGGAAGUUUCCAGUUCUGUCCCACCAAAGCAGAGGCAAGACGCAGCGCUGCCAAGAUCGCCCUCAUGAACUCUGUUUUCAAUGAACAUCCCUCCCGUCGCAUCACAGACGACUUCAUUGAGAAGAGCGUGAGCGAGGCUCUCGCCUCUUUCAAUGGAAACAGAGAGGAGGCCGACAAUCCCAACACAGGAAUUGGAGCGUUUCGCUUCAUGCUUGAGUCCAACAAAGGAAAAUCCAUGCUGGAGUUUCAGGAGCUGAUGACUGUGUUUCAGCUACUGCACUGGAAUGGAAGCCUCAAAGCAAUGAGAGAGCGACAGUGUUCCCGACAGGAGGUGCUGGCUCACUAUUCCCACCGGGCUCUGGACGACGACAUGCGCACUCAGAUGGCGGCCGACUGGGUGAACCGCGAGCAGAGCGUGGCGAGCACCAUUGCGCAGGAGCUGGCCUCCACAGAGCGGGAACUGGAGGAUGCCAGACUGGCGGGCAGAGAACUGCGUUUUUACAAAGAGAAGAAAGACAUCCUGAUGUUAGCCGUGGGUCAGCUCAAUGCGGCCAACACCGCCACCCUGCCAUCACGCUAAACCUGGCACAUGGAAUCAUGCUUUCACACUCCACAGGAUUCCUGGUAACAGUAUUGAACAUUUCGUCUGAUUUAAAAAAAAAAUCCUUUGUAUCAUAUGUUUCGUCACGAGGACCAGGUAAUCAGCCCUUGAUUCUACAGUAUGCACAUCCCACCACAAAACAAACACCCGCCACUAUAGCUGUUACCUCUUUGUGCCUAGUGAUUACAGGAAAACUACUUUUUUAUAAACUACUUGUAAACUUGGCGAACCAGCUUACGGGGUAAUACAUGUUUUUGUUCUUUAUUUCAGACUGUAAGAAAUAUAACCUGCCUUUCAUGUGUGAAUGUACAGGUCAUGAGGUAAAAUGACCAACAAAACCAAACACGUAUGAGGUAAAGAUCAUUUGUAAAUCAGAUCAAUGUGUUUGUUAAGUGUUUUGGGAGCGUUCACUUACACUACAUGCAGUCAAAGUGGUGAAAAAGUAGCAAAAGAGAAUACAAACAAGAAUCUCAAAAGCCUGACAGCAAGUAACUUGUGACCACUAAUAAACAGAUCAUUUUAAAACAGCAAUUAAAGGGAUAAAAAAAUCCCUUAUAAUGUAAGCACAGCACAAAGUUUAAGUUGGCGACACUAUUGAAAUAAUUCUUCAACAGGAGACUGAUCCGACAGCAGCUCAGGUUUUAAAAAAAUCCAAUGGGGGACCAUCGCUUUGUUUUAUCUAUCUUUGUUUGUGAACUAUUCUAGCGUUCAUUAUAUACUCGGUGACCAUGACACUAGCUGAAUGUUUAUUCUCAGUGCGCUCUCAACCACACGAGCUGUUCAGGUGAUAGGAUUUCGCCGUGAUACAGUUUGUGUUUGUCAUGUGGAGGAGAUCAGAAGAGCUGGCAAGAGUCUCAUCGACGACAACAAACAGCCACACAAGGAUCGAAGUCGUGGCUUUUUAACAAGAUGAUUUACCAUGUGUGAGUCACGUGUGAGUCAUUGUCGUCAAUGCUAAAUAGCACCAGUGCUUGUGGUUUAUGGUUUUCAUGAUAUUGGAAGCAGAGUUCGGUUCUUAGCUGUGCUGGUGAACGUCCACAAGCUAAAAUGUAACUCGCACUUAAUCACCUUUUGAAUAUUUUACAUAGAAGGACCUGAUCUGUUUUAUACUGUAAAUGUGAUAUCCUUUUAUUUCCCUGUAUAACAUAUCUAAAAAUGUAUUUUUUAUUACAUUAUAAGAAUGAAGGCAUUUUAAAGAGUCACCUUUUAAAGACCCCAUGAAAGGGGAGUGAGAGUUAAAUUGAUAAGGUUCAGCUCUGGUUUGAAAGAAAAAUGUGGGCAGUGAGUUAUGCGAGUUAAACAGCGGGAGGGCUCGUGCUUCUGCUCAUUGUUAGAUUGUCAACAGCAGAAACUGAUUACAUGAAAUGUUGGCCGCCUGCAAAUAAAAAACAAAGGGGGCAGGAAGGUUUGUAGGUUUAAAGCCAGAUCUGUUUUAAUAUUCUAUUGCCGUAUUUCUCUCUGGGAUCAUUGUGCCUUCAAGUAAAUUGGUAGCCUGUUGUGGUUAGACUCAUUAAACUCCAUUUAAUUGGGUCUUUAAAAGUUAGAGCUACUCUGCUUUACGUCUUUUGUCUUACAUGUAAAGGUGAUGUUACAUUACAUGUUGUAGCGUGCAGAUUACUCGCUAUAUUACUGUUACAAUACCUUAAUAUGUUCUUAUGAAGGAUUUAUUAAAUCUCACUACGUUUGUUAUACAUUUAUAACCAUUAUAUAUUGUUGAUUUGGUACUUGGCUCACAAAAUAUGGAUGCAGCAAGAAUUAAGCAAAGAUUGAUUUUCAGUGAUUGUAUCGUCCCGUGAAGCGAUUUUAAGUCCGACUUCAUGCUCUAGUGCUGGUGCACUCGUAUCUAGUUUUUAAAUGAGCUGGUUACAGGAAUGAGGCUGGAGAUCUUGAAUUAUGUGUUUUUGCAUUUUUCCUCUAAUUAAGAUGCUUAUUAUUAUUGUGUGUUUGAUUUCUGACAACAAGCCAUUAAUAUCAGAGCUCCAUUCUUACAAAUGCCUUUGACCUUUCUUUGUGAUCAUUAUCAAUGAAGACUUUUUAAAAACAGUAUAUUUUUUGCUAUCCAUUUUUAUAAAAAGCAAACAAACUUGGGCUUUUCAUCUUUUGGCUUUAAUGCAUGAUGUUGUUGAUUAAUUUCUGUUUUUCUAUGUUUCAUAUUCGAUACAGUAUUGUUUUUGAAGUGUUCCUGAAGACACUUAUUGUAUGUAUUUUCUAUGAACAUUUUGUAUUUCAUGUUUAUAAUUUUAGUAGAUUUAUACGAUGUAAUAAAUUGGCUGAUAC